Messenger RNA from Hyposmocoma kahamanoa, 2892 nucleotides. RefSeq lists its product as uncharacterized. Gene Ontology annotation, biological process: DNA damage response; cell population proliferation; positive regulation of protein phosphorylation. Gene Ontology annotation, cellular component: nucleus. Bases 1 to 2790 code for a protein of 929 amino acids. Lineage: Eukaryota; Metazoa; Arthropoda; Insecta; Lepidoptera; Cosmopterigidae. The record is from RefSeq and is a predicted model, not a curated record. The transcript is spliced from 5 exons.
AUGGAGUUAACAAAUUAUAAAAAUAAAAUUAACGAUGUUUUUGUAAAGUUAUUUCAGCCAGGUUUUGAAAUAAACAAUUAUUAUGCUGAAAAUCUGCUCAGGUAUUUGGAGGAUUGUCCAGAUAAAGAUGCUGAAAAAAUUUUCGAUUCGUCAUUCUUUUCCGAACUCAUCCUCUACGCACUAGCGAACAUUGGAAAUACGUCGACCUUAGUCAAGGCGCUGAUCUUGGAGGUGGCAACAAUCCUCUUCAAGAACGAACUUCACUUCAACAAACUUCAACAGAUGCAGGGAUUCGAAGAGAUAGCUCUUAAACUGUUCGAUGCAGUGAGGGGGUCGACACCUACCAUUUACAUGUCAGGCUUAAAACUUUUUACAGCUCAAAUCUCUCAUUACACAGGUCUAAGCUGGGUCAUUCAGCACAAAAUAUGGACUCGUGUUUUCUUACCAGACCUUCAUACGUUUCCGAAGACAAUACUUCACGCUUGCUGCCAAUACAUAGCGAAGUUGACCUGGAAGCUAAACGAAUACGGAGAAGAUGGAGCACUUUGUGAAGUGCUUCAGUUCAUUCUUGAACCUGUAGAAACUCAAGAUUGCCUGUCUAAAUAUCAAUGCAAAGUCAUUGACGUGGAAGCCGAAAAAAAUAUAUACGAACCGAUGGUUCCAAAUCUCCACGUUUUACUAAUGAUUCUCAACGAUACGGAAUUGGGCAAACCAAACAAGGUGAUGAAAUUUUUUCUGACAAGAAUUGACUUAAUGAAGUCUCCAUUCCAAAUAAUGAUGGAGGUGUCUAGAGAUCCUGAUACAGUUUUGUUGCUGUAUCACAUUUUUAUUCGUUUAAAGUUGCAAGUGAUUCUAGAACCUAAAUUCAAAGACACAUGUCCGAAGGCCGCUAAUGAUAUCAUAACAUUGUACUACAAUAUGAUUCAUUAUUUAAUACUCGAAAAACGUUUAAUACUAGCUGCAUUAGAUUUCUUCAGGCAAAAUAUUUUGUUUUGGUCCAAAGUGAAAAAUAUAGAAUUUGAGAGAUACGGAAGAACCUUUGAAAUUCGAAACCAGUUUAUGAUGUUGCUGCUAAAUCCUUUGAUCAUGCAUUGCUACGAAGAAUUUGGUAAAAGCAACGACAAGAAAGGAUUAGAACAUUUGGAUUUGUACUACAAUAAGAUCGUUGAUAUGACGACAGAGCAUAUUGUUAAGGUUGGCUACUCAUUCAGAGCGGCGAUGAUGGCUUGUAGUAACAGAAAGAAAAUUGUGAUAGAGACGAUAAAGCAGCUGAUGACACUGAAAGGUCAUUUGAGUGGUACUCAAGCAGGAAUCGUGUACCAAGCCUUGUUUUACGUGUUGCGAAUUUAUGUUGCAUGUGAGGAUGGGGAUAAGUUUCCCGUUACUUUGACGUCCCCUGAAGACGUGAAAUUGCUCUCUUUGACGCUGGAAAUAAUGACUCUGCUGCUGAAGGAGCACAACAUAAACUGGUAUGAAACCCUUGAGAUCAUAUGUCUCCAAAACUUUCUGAUGACUCUGUUGGCACAAAAUAUUUUAUCGACAAAGUUACAACUUCAAGUGUUGACUUUGAUCGAACUGAGCAUCACGAAGUUCCUCUCGCCAGAUCUGGCAUUGCUGAUGGAAACUGGGGCCGGCAGUACACUUAACGAAAUCGGACAAAUGAUCAAGUCGUACCUGCAGCACGACGACUGGGAGAUCAGGGACUCCGCGUUGCAACUGGUGCACAGUUGCACGGAUGUGGCUUACAUAAAAUACAUUCCCCUACAGAAAGUCUUGUCGGAGUACUGUCUGGUGACCACGGCAACUCACUUGGCGCUUCGCGAUGAGAACUUUUACGUGCAGGCCACGGCGCUGCGAUGCCUCGCAGAGGCGACGAAGAUCCAGGUUUUAUGGACGGACGUCUUGGCAUUAUAUCCUAAUAUAUAUGAGGAACUAGCCAACGUUUUGAAAAACAAUUCCGAAGGAAUUGUGAGGAAAGAAGCCGCCAAUGUCCUUACUGAAUUGUACGUCAACCGAAAGGUCACACACAGCUUAAGUGAGAUGAUGUACAAGGUGAUGAGCACAGCUGCAGUGGACGACUUGCAUUGGGAAGUGCAGCUUGCAGCGCUGCAAUUUUGGAGACAUGCGAUAAAAUUUCAGUUUUCAAAUCGGGGUAUGAUCGACGGAAAGUUUCCAUCAGUGACUUUUUCGAAGGAAAAAAGGAAAAUAAUAAUGUUAAAUGAUCGCGAAAUCGAGAAAAUUCUCAUAUCAAUUAUGAACGACCUGUCAGCGAUUGGAUGCUUGACUGUUCUUCACAAAUGUCUUAACGAAGAAUGGAACAUAGAUGUUAUGGAACUUGCUUAUUCUGUGAGUAACGAUUUAAUCCAAAUACUAGAUUGCUAUAGGAUCAAAUUUGACCCAGGCAAAUCGAGAUGCGCGGAUGUCGACACCAAUUAUCCAUUUUUCAUUGAUCCCAACGAUAUUGAAAUGGGCCUAUGUGCGCCAUUGCACAAUACAGAUAAUCGCGACGAAGUAAUAGAAAAUAUUGUGAAUACAAAUGAUGCAGAUAUAGUGUUAGAAUUACAUUGCAAGUCUAAUAAAGUGAAAGCAAACUUGAUAGAAUGUGACAAUUUACUUACAAAGUCAGUUCAAUGUUUCGAUCCUUACAAGUUUAUACAAAGUUUCAAAGCGGACGAUUACUUAGCGAUUAUCGAUAGUAAAAAAAAAUGGCAUUCGGGUCCAAGAAAUUUAGAUGCUUUGCUAGAUGACCUUUUACUUUUAGGACAUGAAUACAAAGUAGGUACAUAUUGAAGAGUGUAUGAGUGAAAAAGUACACUUUUUUAUGAUACACCUAAUUAAGUCUUAAAUAGUGUUAAGGUGACAUGUAAAAUACAAAAAAAAUACAAUGUACCA